AUGCGUACCACAUUCUCCGCUGUAGCCCUAUCGGCUGCCGUCCUCGCACCUCUUGUCUCUGCCCACGGCCACGUCUCAGGCGUUCAGGUCGCUGGUGACUGGACCCCUGGCGCAGAUCCCGUCUGGUUCUAUCUGCCCGCAAACCAGCAGGCAAAGACUGCGGGAUGGAAGGCCCUCAACCAGGACAACGGCUUCGUCUCUCCUGACGCCUUUGGCGGCAACGACAUUGCUUGCCAUAAGAGCGCUACCCCUGGUGCCGACUACAUCGAGGCAAACCCAGGAGAGACCUUGACCUUCUACUGGAACACCUGGCCCGAGAGCCACAAGGGUCCCAUCAUCAACUAUCUCGCUCCUUGCAAUGGUGAUUGCACCACUGCCUCCGCCUCCUCCCUCCGCUUCACCAAGAUCCAGCAAGCCGGUCUCAUCACCCCCGGCGGCACCGGAACCUGGGUGACCGACCAGCUCAUCUCGAAGAACUUCACCGCGACGCUCACGCUCCCCUCCAAGCUCAAGGCCGGCAACUACGUGCUCCGCCACGAGAUCAUCGCCCUGCACGGCGGCCAGAGCGACAACGGCGCCCAGGCCUACCCCCAGUGCCUCAACCUCAAGGUCGGAGGAAGCGGCAGCGUCAGCCUGCCCAGUGGCACCGCCGGAAACGCCCUCUACAAGAGGAGCGAGCCCGGCAUCAUCUUCAACUUGUACACCAACCCUACUAGCUACACCUUCCCUGGCCCCGCUCUCUGGACCGGUGCUAACUAG
Aaosphaeria arxii CBS 175.79 is the source of this 759-nucleotide messenger RNA. Its product is annotated as lytic polysaccharide monooxygenase. The transcript is spliced from 2 exons. Bases 1 to 759 code for a protein of 252 amino acids. NCBI's taxonomy places the organism in Eukaryota, Fungi, Ascomycota, Dothideomycetes, Pleosporales. The record is from RefSeq and is a predicted model, not a curated record.